GCGACGACGUUCAGUCAGUGUCAGGUGAGCGGUUAGAGUGGUUGUGUUCAGUGUCGCUUUUUCCUGUUCCUCCGUGUCUCUUGUGCCGUAAUAAAACAUGUCUGAGGAAACAAACGGUCAGGAAAAUGGUUCCGUGCCUGAGGUGGAGCUGAUCAUUAAGGCCUCAACCAUCGAUGGACGCCGCAAGGGAGCUUGCCUGUUCUGCCAAGAGUACUUCAUGGACCUGUACCUGUUGGCUGAACUCAAGACCAUUUCGCUCAAAGUCACCACUGUGGAUAUGCUCAAGCCUCCUCCAGAUUUCAGGUCCAACUUCGAAGCAACCCCUCCUCCCAUUCUAAUAGACAAUGGGUUGGCAGUCCUCGAGAAUGACAAGAUCGAACGACACAUCAUGAAGAACAUCCCAGGCGGGCACAACCUCUUCGUCCAGGAUAAAGAUGUGGCUCAGCGUACUGAAAAUGUCUACAGUAAAUUCAAGCUCAUGCUACUAAAGCGUGAUGACCCUUCCAAAAAGAUCUUAAUGACGCACCUUCGCAAGAUUAACGAUCACUUGGGAGAAAGAGGCACAAGGUUCCUAACAGGAGACACAAUGUGCUGCUUCGACUGUGAGCUCAUGCCCAAGUUGCAGCACAUUCGAGUGGCAGGCAAAUAUUUUGCAGACUUUGAUAUCCCAGAAGAGCUAGAACACUUGUGGAAGUACAUGUACCAUAUGUACCAGUUGGAUGCUUUCACCCAGUCAUGUCCUGCCGACCAAGAUAUUAUCAACCACUACAAACAGCAGCAGGGUACCAGAAUGAAGAAACAUGAGGAAUUAGAGACUCCAACCUUCACCACCUCCAUACCUGCCAGUGUUAAUCCUUGAAGAUUUGAACAGCCCCUACAAAGCCAAAACCACUGUGGAUAUAGAGUUGAAUAUAGCACAGUGGAUUCCAUAUCCUCUCAUAAAGGUCUUUGCUUUUAUAAUAGUCAUCAUCAGUACUGUUAGUCUAGGUAACAUGAUGGUAACACUGACGUUUUGAAAUAUUGUGCCCGGUGAUCAAUUUUUCUUUAUUUGUAGCCUUUGAAAUUAUAAUAAUUCCCUGUAAAUAUGUUCUGAGAGCUUUUCAAAGAUGAUUUUGAGUUUUUACCUCCUUUGUACUGUACUUAAAGUAUGUUGCCAAAGGCACAAUAUUUGAGAACUUGAUUGGCAUGUAAAUUAUAUCCCCCACCGAGCAUCAAAAGCAGAUCUGCUGCUUAUGUGAGCAUUUUAUUUUGGGGCUGGCAUCAGUACUCACAAGGUCUCAAUAAUAACAUUGCUUUAUAAGAGUUAUGUGGCAACCUAAAAAUUGUGUAUUUUAGCUCUGUGCUUGGUUAUUUCUGAAUUGUCAUAUCUUGAGUGUAUUAUCUUGUACAAAUUUCACAUUUUUCAUUUUAUUGAAAAGGAACAUAGAGGGGUUUUAUUAGGAAAAGCAUCGUAUUAGACUUUUUGCAUAUAUGAUAAAUGUAGAUUUAUGCUUUUUCUGUAUUUCAGUUAAAAAAUAUAUAUUUUUCAUGUUUAUAUUCAUUCCUUUGUCUAGCAAGGAAUUUUUUACUUAAAUAUGAUCUAGUUAACUCUUCUUCACUCAUUCCUGUUUUCUUAACAUUUCCAGUACUGUACAGAUGAAAUUGCAUUCCUAUGCACCAGAAAUCUUUAGAAAAAAAAAAAUAAAUAAUAAUAAUGGGCAAGAAAAAGUUAAAGGUAAACUGUAUACUUGGAGCUUGAGUUUCAGGUGUUACAUAGAAUAUUCCUUUUUAAAAGCUCCAAACAUUUGUCAGUUUUUCAUCACUGUAAAUAAAAUAUAAUCCAUUAAUCUCAAAAGAUAAUUUUCAACGAUUGUUCUUCUGUGAUGGCAUUUUUAUCAUGAAAUUUUUGUUACUCUUAUUUACUUUCCUUCAGCUUUGUAUUAAGGGAGGUAACAGCACCUCUUGGCUACUGGAACGUGUGCUUGCAUUGUUACACAAAGUCCAUUACUAUCAAUGUGUAGUGCAUGAAUGGUAGAGGCUAUGGAAAACUAAAUAAGUCAGCCGAAUGCCAGAAGGAACAGAAAAUUGUACAUUAUUACUGUCAUAUGUGAAGGUUGUUAUACACUUCAUCCAGAGGGUUUGUGUAUGGCAACUGGUACAGAUUGGAUAAAUAUAUUUUGAAUAAGUGUAACUUCCUAUUUCUGUGAAGGUUGUUUUAAAGUUUUAUAAAUAUUUUUAUAAUGCCACAGAGAUAAAUGUCUUUGAUGUCGAUGUAUCUUUAUACCAAACCCUCAAGAUGUAGAUUUAAGCUUUUUGAUUUCCAUUCAUUUCCCAUAUCCUCCUCGCCUUUUCCUCUUUUGGGUCACUCAGUUGGGGUUAUUGUAUGCAUUUUUUUUCUCUCAAUUCAGUGAGAGUUUUGUUUAGCAGGGAAGGGAAGCAUGAGUAAUGCCAUGGAAACAAAAUGGAUUAGUUACCAUUGUUCCUUAGUGAUCACAUGUCACAUCAUGUUUUUCAUGCAUUUUCAGUCAUUUAUCUACAGUGUCUUAAUACCUUACCCUUUCCUGUUUGACUGUACUUAAGUUUACUCUUCUCUCAAUAACAAAUUAAGAAAAGUUUCUCCUUUCAGGAGCUCAUUACCAGUGUUGAAUGAUCAGAUAAAAUACGAGAUUUACCAUAAUAUUUCAUGUUAAAGACCUUUCAACUUUUGAGGUUUGACAUUGCAUUUCAGACCAUGGUAGUUGUGAGUGUGGUUGGUUUAGAAUACAGUGAAUUUCUUGAUGCCUUCUUAUAAUUUAAGCUUUGCCGAGUUACAAGACGAGGCCGUCUCAUAGCUCUUCCAUUAAGGUUCACACAUGAUACCCAGUCUAUGUCCUUGUUUUAUGUUUUGAUUCCUGAUACAGUAAUAUAUUUACAGAUUUUUGAGUUUCCCUAGAUGUGAUUUUUUUUAUGUAUAAGAUAAGUUGACUGUGGAUUGUGGACUUACACUGUGGAGCCAUAGUAUAGCAUUGUUUUUAACUUUUCUUCAAGCUUUUGCUUCUUGUAAGUGUUCUGGUCUUGUGGCUCAUAAUUUUAUUUAUUUUUGUGAUUAUCUUUUUCAUUAUAAAAAUUGUAAGGAACAUCCAUACAUGAAUUAUUAUUUAAAUAAAAUGGGAAACUUAA
Molecule: messenger RNA, 3138 nt
Organism: Macrobrachium nipponense
Lineage: Eukaryota; Metazoa; Arthropoda; Malacostraca; Decapoda; Palaemonidae
Gene: Clic
Product: chloride intracellular channel Clic-like
Exons: 6
Coding region: 98-859 (253 amino acids)
Biological process (GO): chloride transport
Cellular component (GO): cytoplasm; apical plasma membrane
Molecular function (GO): chloride channel activity
Source: RefSeq, a predicted model, not a curated record